Molecule: messenger RNA, 1548 nt
Organism: Daldinia childiae
Lineage: Eukaryota; Fungi; Ascomycota; Sordariomycetes; Xylariales; Hypoxylaceae
Product: Choline transport protein
Exons: 8
Coding region: 1-1548 (515 amino acids)
Biological process (GO): transmembrane transport
Cellular component (GO): membrane
Molecular function (GO): transmembrane transporter activity
Source: RefSeq, a predicted model, not a curated record
AUGUCUAUCCAAAACGAGCCCCUGCCUCCCGGGGAGGGCCGUCUGCAGCCGCGGUUGUCGAGGCUGACGAUGGUCGCUCUGACGUUUGCUAUCCUCAAUACAUGGAUCGCGCUAGCUGGAUCAAUUGGCCUCGUUCUGCCCUCGGGGGGCUCCGUCUCGUUCCUGUACGGCUUUAUAUUCUGCGUCCUGUGUAACCUCGCCCUCGCCGCGAGCCUCGGCGAACUAGCUGCGAUAUGGCCCACGGCAGGCGGCCAGUACCAUUUCGUGUAUGCGCUGUGCACGGAUAAGUGGAAGAAGUCUAUGAGCUUCUGGGUUGGUUGGACGAAUAUCGCGGGCUGGCUUACGCUUGUGACGACUGAGGGUUUCUUCGCUGCGCAAUUCAUAUCCGCCGCCACAGUCAUCGCCUCCAACGGCGCCUACGCGAUCGAAGAAUGGCGCACAUACCUAAUCUUCCUCGCCAUCCUCACCUUCACGACCGGCGCCAACAUCUGGGGCAACCGCAUCCUCGGGCGCUGGAACGACGCGGCGCUGUACUGGUCCUUGCUGGGCGUAGUCGUCAUCAGCAUAGUGCUGCUAACCACGUCGGACAAGAACGGCGCCGAGUUCGUCUUCGCCGAGUUCCAGAACUCGACCGGCUGGUCCGACGGCAUGGCCUGGAUCCUCGGCCUGCUGCAGAGCGCGCUGUCGCUCAUCGGCUUCGACGCCGCGCUGCAUAUGACUGAGGAGAUGCCGCGGCCGGCGGUCGAUGCGCCGCGCGCUAUUAUAUAUGCGGUGGUUGUGGGGGGCGUCACGGGCGUUGCGUUUAUACUUGUUAUUCUGUUCUGUAUUACGGAUCCCGAUACCGUUCUUAACACGCCGACUAAAAUGCCUAUCGCUGAGUUGAUCCUCCAGGGCACGGGAAAUCGAGCCGCGGCUACGGUGUUGACGCUGAUGCUGGCUGUGUGCUUUAUUAAUGGGACGAAUGGAUGCGUGACUAGUUCGAGUAGGCUGUUGUAUGCGAUGGCGAGGGAUAAGGGCAUUGCGUAUCAUCACUACUUCGCUCACAUAACGCCCAAGCUCAACGUCCCAGUCCGCACCAUCGUCUUGACCUUUGUAUUCAACGUACUCUUCGGGCUAUUAUACCUAGGACCAUCGGUAGCUUUCAGCGCAUACGCGGCCAGCACGACCAUCUUCCUCAACAUGUCGUACGUGAUCCCCGUCAUCGUGCUAUUAAUCCGCGGCCGUGGUGUUUUACGCCAGUACCAGGCUGAGAACACGUACUUUGCGCUCGGGAAGGGCGGCUGGGUGCUUAAUUCCGUUGCUGCUGUGUUUGUUAUCGUGACUUCUGUGUUCUUCUGCUUCCCGACUGGACUUCCCGUUUCAGCAGAUGAGAUGAACUACGUAGUCGUCGUUAUCGGCAUCUUCCUGGCAUUAGUCGGCACGUUCUGGGCCACAUAUGGCAGAACCUUCGAGGGCCCGACAUUCGAAGCCAUCAUCGGACAUGCGCCCGGAGACGAGGAAGAUGCAGGAGCAGCAGCUUCCAUCCCUCCCUCAGAGAAAGAAAAAUAA